Molecule: messenger RNA, 577 nt
Organism: Osmerus eperlanus (European smelt)
Lineage: Eukaryota; Metazoa; Chordata; Actinopteri; Osmeriformes; Osmeridae
Gene: ndufa13
Product: NADH:ubiquinone oxidoreductase subunit A13
Exons: 5
Coding region: 67-501 (144 amino acids)
Source: RefSeq, a predicted model, not a curated record
AGUCACACAAGAAGAAGUGAUAAAGCUAGUGACGUCACGCUGCUCUGUUGUGGAGAAGGGUGGAAGAUGGCGGCGUCCAAGGUGAAGCAGGACAUGCCUCCUCCGGGAGGUUAUGGCCCCAUCGAUUAUAAACGAAAUCUUCCGAAAAGGGGCCUUUCGGGCUAUAGUAUGUUCGCUAUCGGAAUUGGAGUUACGAUUUUUGGCUACUGGCGGCUUUUCAAAUGGAACAGAGAGAGAAGGCGGUUGCAGAUUGAGGAGCUUGAAGCCAGGAUAGCCCUUAUGCCUCUUCUUCAGGCCGAGCAGGACAGAAGAACUCUCCGGAUGCUGAGGGAGAAUCUGCAGGAGGAAGCCACUGUCAUGAAGGAUGUCCCUGGCUGGAAGGUGGGUGAGACCGUGUACCACACAGAGCGCUGGGUGCCCCCCCUCACAGAGGAGCUGUUUAACCUUCGACCCCGGGAGGAGCUUCUGCAUAAGCGUUUCGGCUUCCUGUGGUACGUGUAGCCACGGUAACGGGCCCCGUGAUGCACUCUGCCCAGCUGUAAAUGAUCUCUAUUAAAGUUUGUUUUGUGUACCUCCA